AACCCGGCAGCAUGAGUUUACUUAAUUCUUGGUAUUGGUUUAUCUCUGAGGAGAAUCUUGGCCCAUUCUCCUUCCUAUGUUCUGGGCGGUUUUUGUUUCAGUUCUCUUGAAGCUUUGGUGCGUGCUGUAGCCCAGGCUAGCCCCACUUUAGUGUUGACAGUUGCAGGGCAAGUCACCAAGCCUAGUGUUUUGUUGUUGGUUGUUGAGAUGGAGUUUCAUUAUGUAGCCCUGGCUGGCCUUGAACACAUAGAAAUCUGACUACUUCUCUUUCUAGAGUACUGAGGUUAAGGAUCAGAGGGGUGUGCUCCAGGCUAGCCCUAGUCUUAUAUAUUUGAUCUUUGGAAUCUGGAAGCUUUCUUCCAUGCUGACAGGGUGAUUGGAAGUGUCCAGUGGAGAGACCGUAGCUCAAGGAAGCCAUGCGCCAUUCCCAAUUCUGAAAGAACACUGGGCCCCCUCACUGCUCCCCUUCCUGCACAGCUGUCUCCCGUGCUGCCCAGAUGGAGAGAAGCUUUACGGUGCUGGUGAAUUUCUGUGCAGACUUGAACCGGACAUUCCCUGACAACGUGAUGUUCCGGAAGACGGCAGAUCCUUGUCUCCAGAAGACCCUGUACAACGUGCUGCUGGCGUAUGGGCUGCACAACCAAGAUGUGGGGUACUGCCAGGGGAUGAACUUCAUAGCUGGGUAUCUGAUCCUUAUCACUAAGAAUGAAGAGGAGUCUUUCUGGCUUUUGGAUGCUCUUGUUGGAAGAAUACUGCCUGAUUACUAUAGCCCGGCAAUGUUGGGGCUGAAGACUGAUCAAGAGGUCCUGGCAGAGCUGGUGAGGAUGAAGCUACCGGCGGUGGCAGCACUGAUGGAUGGCCAUGGUGUGUUGUGGACUCUGCUGGUGUCCCGCUGGUUCAUCUGCCUGUUUGUGGAUAUUCUCCCUGUGGAGACGGUGCUACGAAUCUGGGACUGUUUGUUCAACGAAGGCUCCAAAAUCAUAUUCCGGGUUGCUCUGACCUUAAUUAAGCAACAUCAGGAAUUUAUAUUGGAAGCCAGCAGUGUUCCAGACAUCUGUGACAAGUUCAAGCAGAUCACCAAAGGGGACUUUGUGACAGAGUGUCACACGUUCAUGCAGAAAAUAUUUUCAGAACCAGGAAGCCUGUCCAUGGCGACCAUCACUAGGCUCCGGGAAAGUUGCCGAGCUGCGCUGCAGGCACAGAGCUGAGUGCACAGGCUCGUACCAUCCGCUGCUGCAGUUCUCUUCCAGAGCACACACUUCCCCAGUUCCUCUCACGUUGUUCCUCUUGUAAAUACUUGAAAUCGCGACACUCAAUGUGAACUUUUAAAAGAAUGAUUUAAAGUUA
Molecule: messenger RNA, 1347 nt
Organism: Rattus norvegicus (Norway rat)
Lineage: Eukaryota; Metazoa; Chordata; Mammalia; Rodentia; Muridae
Gene: Grtp1
Product: growth hormone regulated TBC protein 1
Source: RefSeq, a predicted model, not a curated record